Vicia villosa (hairy vetch) is the source of this 642-nucleotide messenger RNA. RefSeq lists its product as uncharacterized. The transcript has a single exon. The record is from RefSeq and is a predicted model, not a curated record. NCBI's taxonomy places the organism in Eukaryota, Viridiplantae, Streptophyta, Magnoliopsida, Fabales, Fabaceae. The coding region runs from base 1 to 642 and encodes 213 amino acids.
AUGGCUGGAAGGAACGAUGCUGCAAUUGCUGCUGCAUUGGAGGCGGUGGCUCAGGCUUUGGAACAUCUGUCGAACGUUGGUGAGAAUGCUGCGUCUCGCAAUUUGGCUACCUUCCAAAGAGAGAAUCCACCUGUCUUCAAGGGCACUCAUGAUCCUGAUGGCGCAUUGACAUGGCUGAAGGAGAUUGAGAGAAUCUUCCGUGUGAUGGAUUGUACUCCAGAUCAAAAGGUUCGAUAUGGGACUCAUAUACUAGCAGUCAAGGCGGAAGACUGGUGGCUGGAGACUCGUCAGAGGUUGGAGGCUAAUGGUGAGGAGAUCACUUGGGUUGUGUUCACUAUGGAGUUCUUGAGGAAAUACUUUCCUGAGGAUGUUAGUGGCAAGAAGGAAAUAGAAUUCCUUGAGCUGAGACAAGGGAAUAGGUUGGUUGUUGAGUAUGCUACUAAGUUAAUUAUGAUGGACCAACUGGUGAAUUUUCAAAGUGCAUCAAGUUUGAGAAUGGAUUGCGCCCAGAAAUUAAGAAGGCAAUUAGUUAUCAGAAGAUUCGUGUCUUUGCCGAUUUGGUUGAUAGUUGUCCGAUCUAUGAGGAGGACAACAAUGCUCAUUAUCGGGUUAUUAGUGAGUGUAACACGGUGGGAGAACUGA